AUGUGUAGCAUUGUGAUGUCCAUUCUUCCUUUGACCCAAGCAGAAGCAACAAGCAUCAUGGCAGAAGCACCAAUUACGUCUACCGAGCCUCAGGGAGUGAUUAUGGUUGAUGCCCCUCCUACAUCUACUGUUAAAAGAAUAGUGGAGGCAGUUGCAGCCAGCAAGGGUGCUGCUUUGAUGACGCGUGAUGUUGGAGAAGAGGAUAUAUUGCGAGCGACUGUUGUGCUAUUCUCAAAUGAGUUGGUUGCAUGCAUGGAUGAGCUUCGCAAGGUAAAGGAGAUGAUGUGUGAGCAUCUGAUGCUGAGUGAGAAAAAUGUCCAGGUUCAGCAGCAGGUUAUUGAAGUUGUUACUUUCAUAGCCUCUUCGUCAACCAAAUUUCCUAAGAAAUGUGUAGUGCUUUGCCUUCUGGGUAUAAGUGAGCGUGUCACUGACAUUAAGACUCGUGCUCAUGCCAUGAAGUUCCUUACUACUUUUUGUGAAGCUGUAGGUCCUGGAUUUAUUUUAGAAAGACUUUACAAGAUACUGAAAGAGCACAAGAAUCCCAAGGUUCUUAGUGAGGGGCUACUGUGGAUGGUUUCAGCAGUGGAAGAUUUUGGCAUCUCACAUUUGAAACUUAAGGAUUUAAUUGAUUUUUGUAAAGAUACUGGACUGCAGUCAAGUGCAGCUGCUACUAGAAAUUCUUCUGUCAAGCUUUUGGGUGUUGUACAGAAAUUUGUUGGCCCAGAUAUUAAAGGGUUUCUUUCUGAUGUUAAACCUGCACUUCUUAGUGCACUGGAUACGGAGUAUGAGAAGAAUCCAUUUGAGGGUGCACCAGCAGCUCCAAAGAGAACUAUUAAAUCAACAGAACCUACAUCUGCAUCUUCUGGUGGACUAGAUGGCCUGCCACAGGAAGAUAUUAGUGGGAAGAUUACACCUACCCUGCUUAAAGGCUUAGAAAGUACUGAUUGGAAGGCUCACUUGGAGUCAAUUGAAGCUGUGAAUAAAGUUUUGGAAGAGGCUAACAAGCGCGUCCAACCCAAUGGAACUGCUGAAUUGUUUGGUGCUCUAAGGGGUCGUCUAGGUGACAGCAACAAAAAUUUAGUCAUGGCAACAUUGACAUGCAUUGGCAAUGUUGCAUGUGCAAUGGGUUCAGCUAUUGAGAAAGCAAGCAAGGGAAUUUUAGCGGAUGUUUUGAAAUGUUUGGGUGACAAUAAAAAGCAUAUGAGGGAAUGCACAUUGAAUACUUUAGAUUCUUGGCUCUCUGCUGUUCAUCUUGAUAAAAUGGUUCCUUACAUUGCAGCAGCUUGGACAGAUGCAAAACUUGGUGCGGAAGGGCGCAAAGAUCUUUUUGAGUGGUUGUCAAAACAACUAUCUGGGUUAACUGAAUUUCCUGAUGCUGUAUAGCUACUAAAGCCAGCUUCCUCUGCUCUGACGGAUAAAUCAUCAGAUGUUCGUAAAGCAGCAGAGACAUGCAUUGCUGAAAUCUUGAGAGUUUGUACACAAGAAACUGUUGAGAAGCUUGUUAGGGAUGUUCAGGGACCAGCUUUAGCUCUUGUUCAUGACGUUUGAAGCAUUAUGGUAAUUUUCAAG
Humulus lupulus (European hop) is the source of this 1569-nucleotide messenger RNA. Its product is annotated as protein MOR1-like. Gene Ontology annotation, biological process: mitotic spindle organization; microtubule polymerization; establishment or maintenance of microtubule cytoskeleton polarity. The record is from RefSeq and is a predicted model, not a curated record. Gene Ontology annotation, molecular function: microtubule plus-end binding; phosphatidylinositol binding; microtubule plus end polymerase activity. Bases 1 to 1383 code for a protein of 460 amino acids. Gene Ontology annotation, cellular component: centrosome; spindle pole; microtubule plus-end. Lineage: Eukaryota; Viridiplantae; Streptophyta; Magnoliopsida; Rosales; Cannabaceae. The transcript is spliced from 14 exons.